AUCCUUGAACAUAAUUACAAAAUAACAUAUAGCGAUAGAAAGUUGUAAUGAUUUCAUUCUUUCCUAUUGGACUUUCACAUUUCCACUCUUUCCUCUGUUUUUUCUCUCUGUAUUUCUCUUCCUCAUUUCCAGCCUGAAUUUCCCUCACUUGUAUUCCCCUGCAUCGAAAAAAGUUGAUAUUAACAAACGGGAGUCUUUUUUAUCUACUUGGAUUGAUUAUGAGUAAUUUAUCGAAUAACAGUUUCGAAACGGUGAAUGCUGCAGCUACUGCUAUUGUGAAUGCUCAGACUCGAUUUCAGCCAUCCAGUGCUCGGAAAAGAAGAUGGGGAGGUUGCUGGAGUGUAUACUGGUGUUUUGGGUCACCAAAGCACAGCAAAAGAAUCGGUCAUGCCACACUUGUUCCUGAACCAACAGAGGAUGCAACAACAGCCCCUAUUGCUGAAACUAUGAACAACUCAUCCUUUACAGUUUUUCCUUUUGUUGCUCCUCCUGCUUCCCCUGCAUCAUUUAUCCAGUCAGAGCCUCCCUCUGGCAUACAUUCGCCAGCUAAGUUGCUCUCUCUUGCAUCUCUCUCUGUCAAUGCCUGCUUCCCAGACAGUGCAGCCUCAAUCUAUACUAUUGGACCCUAUGCUUAUGAAACUCAAUUAGUUUCGCCGCCUGUAUUCUCAACUUUCACCACUGAGCCAUCAACUGCUUCUUUCACUCCGCCUCCCGAGUCUGCACAGCUGACAACACCUUCAUCACCUGAAGUGCCUUUUGCUCAACUUUUGGCUUCAUCACUAGCUCGCACUCAAAGAAAUACUGCCCCAAAUCAAAAGUUUUUAUCAUCCCAGUAUGAGUUCCCGUCUUAUCGGUUGUAUCCAGGGAGUCCAGGAGGGUACAUUAUAUCACCAGGCUCAACAAUUCCGAAUUCUGGCACAUCCUCACCUUUCCCUGAUAAACAACCUAUCAUUAAGUUCCAUUUAGAGGAAAUUCCCAAAUUUCUAGGAUAUGAAUAUUUUUCCUCUCGGAAGUGGGGUUCGAGGCUAGAUUCUGGAACUUUGACCCCAAGUGGUUUGGGUUCAAGGUUGGGCUCUGGUUCUUUGACGCCUUAUAGUUGUGUUUCAAGGUUAUGCUCUGGUGCUUCGACUCCAAACGGAUUGGGCGCAGCGCUAGGUUCUGGUUUGCCAGCACCAACUAAUGGAGAGCUAGUAAUAAAAGUUACACCUGUAGAGUCCCAAAUUUCUGAGUUGGCGAAACAAGCCUGCGCAGACAAAGUAUCUGAGGAUGAGGAAGUAGUUUUUGGUCACAGAGUCUCGUUUGAGUUGCCAACUGAAUAUGUUUCAGCAUGUUCGAAAAAGGAGGUAUCAGAAUGUCCUGAAAAGUUGACAGCUGAAGGAGCUAUACUCGACAAUAAUAAAUCAGAGAAAGCCUGCAGGCCGUGUUGUGAUCGCGAAGGUUGCACUGAGCCUGUCCUGCCAGAAAAAGCUAAAUGGGAUAAUCAAGAGCAAGAGUGCCAAUGUGAACAUCAAAUCAAAUCACCUGGAUCUAGCAAUGAGUUCAUCUUUGACAACAGAAAGGGAGAUGCUUCAAGCAAGCCUACUCUUGGCGUUGAGUGGUGGACCAGUGAGAAUGUUGUAGGAAAGAAUUUGGCAUCACAAACCAGCUGGACCUUCUUUCCAAUGCUGCAGCCAGAGAUCAGCUAAUGCAAUACAUACAGAGCCUGCUCGAUAUAAAAUUGAGAGAAUUGAGCCUAUGACCAGAUGGUAUUAGUGUCUAUAAUUGAUUUCUUGUGUGUAAUACUAAUCGACAUGGCCUCAUUGGUAAGUGCUACAAGAUCUCGUGCAUUGGAACCCAUGGUUAUGGACCCGAAUCCAUCAGUAUGGAAUAUUUUCUUUUCCAAGCGAAAUCCCCUAUGAUAAAAUUUAGAGGUAGAAAGUUUAAACUUUGGAACUCAUACAUGCAGAGACUCUCUGAAUUACCAUCACAUUGCCAUUGAUCAGGAGGGCUGCAAUGGCUUAAUUCAUAUAUCAUCACCUCCACUGAUGCAUAUUGGGGAAAUGCACAUAUAGAUAAAUGGAGUGAAUUUGUUUACUGAGUACUUGAGGAAAAAAGUUAAAGUUCUUUUGUAUAAUAUAUAGGUCUGAUCAUCUUACUGGUGUUGUGGCCAACCUGGAUGCAUUUGGAUUAAACUGCUGCCGCUAUAUUUUCUUUAUAAGUUUGUAGAUGUGUAUUUAUCA
This is a messenger RNA of Daucus carota subsp. sativus, 2219 nucleotides long. RefSeq lists its product as uncharacterized. Lineage: Eukaryota; Viridiplantae; Streptophyta; Magnoliopsida; Apiales; Apiaceae. The transcript has 2 exons. The record is from RefSeq and is a predicted model, not a curated record. Bases 219 to 1685 code for a protein of 488 amino acids.